This is a messenger RNA of Lucilia cuprina (Australian sheep blowfly), 817 nucleotides long. Its product is annotated as trypsin alpha-4-like. The record is from RefSeq and is a predicted model, not a curated record. Gene Ontology annotation, biological process: proteolysis. Bases 7 to 774 code for a protein of 255 amino acids. Gene Ontology annotation, molecular function: serine-type endopeptidase activity. The transcript has a single exon. NCBI's taxonomy places the organism in Eukaryota, Metazoa, Arthropoda, Insecta, Diptera, Calliphoridae.
UUCAACAUGUUGAAAUUUGUUAUACUAUUAUCGGCUGUAGCCUGUGCUUUGGGUGCUACCAUACCCGAGGGUAUGGUGCCCGAAUUAGAUGGUCGCAUAGUGGGUGGUGUUGCUACCACUAUUAGCUCUUAUCCUUGGCAAAUUUCUCUACAACGCAGUGGAUCUCAUUCGUGUGGUGGCUCCAUCUAUAACUCCAAAAUCAUUGUAACUGCUGCUCACUGUUUGCAAUCCGUCUCUGCCUCGGUAUUGAAAGUUAGAGCUGGUUCUUCUUAUUGGAAUUCUGGUGGCGUUUUGGUUAGUGUUGCCGCCUUUAAGAAUCAUGAAGGUUACAAUCCCAGCACAAAAGUUAAUGAUAUUGCCGUUAUCCGUUUGAGUUCUUCCUUGACCAUGUCCUCUAACAUUAAAGCUAUUGCUUUGGCUUCUGCCGCACCAGCUAACGGCGCUGCUGCUGUAGUUUCUGGUUGGGGCACCACCUCUUCAGGUGGCAGCAUUCCUGCACAAUUGCGUUAUGUCAAUCUUAAGAUCGUUGGUCGCUCUCAAUGCUCAUCUUCCACUUAUGGCUAUGGCUCUAAAAUCAAGUCCAGCAUGAUCUGUGCCUAUACUGUUGGUAAGGAUUCGUGUCAAGGUGAUUCGGGUGGCCCAUUGGUCUCUGGUGGCCGUUUGGUUGGUGUUGUUUCUUGGGGUUAUGGUUGUGCUUAUACCAAUUAUCCUGGUGUAUAUGCUGAUGUUGCUGCUUUACGCUCCUGGGUUGUCAGUGCUGCUAAUUCUGUUUAAGUCCGUUAGGAAAUAAAGAUUAUUGAAAUGAAUUUUUGAAACA